Amoebophrya sp. A120 is the source of this 3097-nucleotide messenger RNA. Lineage: Eukaryota; Dinophyceae; Syndiniales; Amoebophryaceae. The record is from the annotation of a GenBank genome assembly.
GGCGGAUCUCCAUUUUGAGACCUCUAAGGAGCCGUUUCAUGUCGAUCAUCGAUAGGUAGUGUGGUACUAGUGAAAUAACGGGGCCGCGGAGCUCCACCGAGAAAUUCUUCACUGCACAAUCGGAAUCCAUCGGAGCUUUUGCGCUCUUGCAGCUCCUUCCAAUCAGACGGGUGCGUCUCUUCGUAUGAAACAAGAUGUCUUGCCUCAACGGAGUGAUCCAAAGGAUAUGCGGUGGCUCGACCGCGUCAUCGGAGAUAAUAACCUCCGCGGCGGGCGACGCGCUCUCUGGCAUGGACCAGAUGAAGCUUGCGGUGCCGCCACUGAAACUUCCCAACAGCUCGGCCUCCUCCUCGAAGCAAACCAUCGCCUCCACGGAAGGCGGGCUUGGCAGCUGUUGCGCCGGCGGGAGUUGCUCCAGUUCUUCGAGCAAGGAGCGUAAUGCCCCGUCGUCGUCGGAAGAAGAAGCCUCGGCACGAGCAAAUAACGCUGCUCCGGCGGAUCAUGAAAGUGGCAUGGCGUUUUACAAAGUGCUGUCCGCGCCGCCAGAUAGAAAGCCAACGAUGGCGUCCCCAGGAUCAAGCCACGGCGGAAAUCUCCGAUCCCCGGUGGGCAGCGGGGUGGGGGCGCCUUCCGCCGUCGGCGGGGUGUGUCGACGAGAUGAAAUUCUGCCGGGUCAGCACCCGAUAGACGAGGAAGAGCUGUUUGCAGCGAAGAAACGAGAAUUUCUCGACCAAGAAUCUGCAGUGCAAAAUCCCUUGUCGACGCGAUCAGACGAUGGGAGCGCAGCGAACGUGGUAAUAAAAGAAACUGUGUUAAUCAAUCUCAAUGGAUUUUGAUUUGACAACAUCCGCGCGUUCUCGUGUUUCUCGACGUAUGAAUGCUUUUCAUCUAACAAAACUUUUUAGGAAUCGCUAAUCUCCGCGGAGCAUCGCGAGCGUGAGCAGUUUCUUGAGGCUGCUGUAGACCAGGCAAACGAUGUGCAGAAGGAUUUUGACAUUGGUGUCACCUUAGGCACGGGAAGCUUUUCCAGGAUACGCUUGGCCUUGCUGAAGGGGAAGUUCGACGGCGAAGGCGGCUCGUUCGAAGUAGGCAAUAGCAGCUCAAGCUCAUCUCGAAAGAAGGAGAAGUUUAAUCCUUCGGUAAUCGCACCGUUGACUGGUUACAGUGCGGAAGACGGAGCGCAUUACCUGCCGUUUGCGCUGAAAACGCUGCGAAAACGCGAUAUUGUGCUGCUCAAGCAGGAGGUAGUGGGUGUUGCUUGAAAGUUCAAUUCAUCGCAGCAUAAUUACACUGGAGACUGCCAAUUUCGCAUCAAGCCACUUUUCGAUUUCCUGGGCUGUGCGUAAAAAUUCCAUUUCAUUCUCAUACCGAUAACUCAUGAUCAGGAACAUACAAUAAGCGAGCGCGAUGUGCUUGCUUUACUCCGAACGCAUCCGUUUAUCGUGACGCUGUACCGAGCGUAUCAGGACGAAAAAGCGCUUUACAUGCUUCUGGAGUACGUUCCGGGCGGAGAAAUUUUUACGGUGCUGCACCAUAUGGGCCGAUUUUCACACGAGAUGGCAUAUUUCUACGCCUGCCAGCUGGUUCUCACGUUUGAGUUCAUGCACCGCUACGAGAUUGCGUACCGGGACACCAAAGCGGAGAAUUUCCUUAUCGACGCGGUACUAGAACGAUGGAAGACAUCAUUUUUUGAUGCGUACUCACAAUGAAUUCCUCGUUCGAACUUGAGUGACUAUGUAUCAACAAACGCAUUUACGACAUUCAAGCCUGCCUCUUCACCACUAUCACAGCAAGGAUACCUCCGUGUUGUGGACUUCGGGUUCGCAAAGCAGUGCUCGGAGAAAACCCACACACUCUGCGGCACACCAGAGUACCUCGCGCCAGAAAUCCUGCUGAACAUUGGACACGACGUUCGCGUGGACUGGUGGUCACUCGGGAUCUUUCUCUACGAAAUGCUCGUCGGGGUAUUUGUUUUUCUUUAGAAAUAGAACAAUAGCAGCGUUACUUCCUCUUCCCUUGUACAACAACGACCCUACAUUAUGGUUGAUAAUCAGUUCCUGGCUCACCAGAUAGCUUUCAAGCUAUCAAAGAAGCUUGCACUCGCCUUGAUUUUUUCAUGUACAUGUUCAUGACAGUGAAAGAAAAAUUUUCAUCAGGUAACGCCCUUCAACUGCCCGGACAACCUGAUGGAGCUCUACAGGAAGAUCCUGGACACCGAAGUAAACCUGUGGGGCGAAGAAGCUGGAUUGCUCCAGUUUGAAGAGGAAGUCAUUCUUGGACUCCUUGUCUGCAACGCCGACCAGCGCUUAGGUGCAAAAGAGGGCGCGGCGGAGUUAAAGGCGCAGAAUUACUUCUUCGAAACGCCCUGGGACUACUUCUUGAGGAAAGAGGUACUGUUUUCAGCGUUUUCGACCUACACCAAUGGCCUGCAUGGUGCUGAGCAGUCAAGAUGCUGCGAGAAACUUCUGAAAAUGAAAAGACAGUAGGUAUUUUCAAAAAAUCAACCCUGCAUCACGCCUAGGUACCUUCGCCUUACCGACCCCCGUUGGACGGCGUUGCGGACACACAGCAUUACCAGACCUAUCCAGAUUCCGUCGUCGGUGACGAAGAUGACGUCGAGAUUCCGCAAGAUCUCUUCGAGGGAUUUGAGCACUUCUAGAACUACUAGGAAGUGGCCGUACAACUUACUACGUGGUUGUACCUAAGAUACUUCAUCGCAGUCGAUUACCACUGGCUGGAGUUAGCUUUUACACCUAAUGAACAGCAAGCUUUGACGAUGAUCUUUCCUCAAUUGACUUCUAUGUCUAUCCAAAAUACUUCUCGAACUUAUCUUUUUCUUCCUUUCGCAAAUAAAUCAGACACGGAAAUAAACCAUGUUUCACGGUUCAUUGUUGACUCCUUUGGCAAGAUCACGGCGCUCUAUAUUUUUUCCAAAAAAGUGAAAGGGUGCGGGGUGAUCUUGGCAUGAUAAUCUCGAUGGAGGUGCGGAAUGAUUUCUACUUCACACCAAGAUGACGAUUUUGGCGGUGCUAAGAAACUGCCCGGGACAAUUUUGCAGAUAGGAUGGCAAGGUUGCUGCUUCAGCAGUAGAAUGAAG